UCUUUCUAUUAACAAAAUAUUUAUUUGUUUUUGUGUCUUUUUCUUGUUUGUUCUUUUACAACAUGUUUUCUUGUGAGUUCUAUAUGAAUGACUUAGACAAUCGAAUUACUUUAUUGUUUAAGUUGCUUAGUUUUGCCAAUUUAUGUAUUGAAAACAAUUUGUCACGUCUCCUUGAUUCGUCUGUUUUUGUGAAUUGGCAAGGGUACUAAUUUAGUGAUAAGUUGGCGAGGGGUGUCGUCCAUGUGUUAUCCUGAAACAUAGGGGACGCUAUACAGGUUUCUGGGGGUUUUGGCUAAUCCUUGGAGGUCUGUGGUGGGAGGGUGGCCUUGGUGGAAAUUCUUACGGAGUUUUGACUUUGGCGAUUCUUUCUGUAAUGUUAUUGCGUGUUUUUAUGGAAAUGGCAACAGUCACAAACUGGUGUCUAGUUCGUCUUUGAGGGGCGAAGUUUUCACUUCCAGUUGUUAAGUAAUGAUGGCCUUUCUGUUUCUGGAAACCAUUUCCGCAGAGUCCGAGAUGUUGAUAUGAAGCAUGAUUUCGCCUUUGUUGUAAGUUGUCACCCUUUCUCUGUCUUUGUUUAUUUGUUUCUUUUGACUUUGAUUUCUCCUCAUGCCUUUGCUCAAAGGUGACUUCUAGUAUCUGCGUGGGGGAGUUCAGUUGUAGGUGAUGGUAAGAUUUUUGUGUUACUUCCCUGGCUUGUUCCUUACAUCUUUUGGACAGGAAUUUAGCGAUCCGCGAGAUGCUGACGAUGCAAGGUAUAACUUGGAUGGUCGUGACGUUGAUGGAAGUCGUAUUAUUGUGGAAUUUGCAAAAGGGGGUCCUCGUGGUUCCCGUGAAUAUCUGGGUCGAGGCCCUGCUCCUGGAUCCGGACGCUGCUUUAACUGUGGCAUUGAUGGCCAUUGGGCUCGAGAUUGCAAAGCUGGGGAUUGGAAGAACAAGUGUUACCGCUGCGGUGAGAGAGGUCAUAUAGAAAAGAACUGCAAGAACAGUCCCAAAAAAUUGAGCGGCAGACAUGGACGAAGUUACUCACGCUCACCAGUGAGGUCACCUUCUCCUCGUCGUGGCAGAAGCCGGGAUAGGAGUUACAGCCCAGACCGCAGCUACAGCCGAUCAAGAUCCCCUGUCAGAAGAGAACGAAGCCCAGUUCCUGAAGAUAGAUCAAGGAGUCCUCAGCCCUCCAAGACAAGGAAGCAUAGUCCAUCACCUGACGAAAGCAGCCCACAGAAGAGAGGUGACACUUCUCCUGGUGAUAAUAGGUUGGCCACGCAACAGGAUGGGUUUGAUAGUGAUGAGGGCACAGGUAAGAGUAGAAGCCCUGCAAGGGACCGCGAUGAUGAUAGCCCUAAAGCUAAUGGCCGCAGCCCUAGCCCUAGGGAUGAGGACAGGAGCCCCAUUGAUGACGAUGAUGACAACCACCGCCAUUCACAGUCACCUUAAAAAAGUACUUUUCUAUAAAUGUGCUCAGGACUUCGUGGCCCAGGAUUUAUCUGCUUUGUUUUUUAAAUGCGCUCUAUCGUGAAUUACCUGACAAUUGAUUCACAAAAAAAAAAAUUUCAAUUGAUUAUCUUUGUGAAGAAUUAUUUUAUGUUAUUUUUCAAAUUUCUGUUGGUUGUGCAAGCUGAACUUGAAUGUGAAGUGCAUGCAUUUUUAAGUGUUAAACUUAAC
Messenger RNA from Gastrolobium bilobum, 1662 nucleotides. RefSeq names its product serine/arginine-rich splicing factor RS2Z32-like. Gene Ontology annotation, molecular function: mRNA binding; zinc ion binding. Bases 664 to 1434 code for a protein of 256 amino acids. Gene Ontology annotation, biological process: mRNA splicing, via spliceosome. The transcript has 5 exons. The record is from RefSeq and is a predicted model, not a curated record. NCBI's taxonomy places the organism in Eukaryota, Viridiplantae, Streptophyta, Magnoliopsida, Fabales, Fabaceae. Gene Ontology annotation, cellular component: nuclear speck.